Didymodactylos carnosus is the source of this 288-nucleotide messenger RNA. NCBI's taxonomy places the organism in Eukaryota, Metazoa, Rotifera, Eurotatoria, Philodinida, Philodinidae. The record is from the annotation of a GenBank genome assembly.
AUGUCGAUACUCAACAGUUUUGGCCAUCGAUUUGAUCUAUAUCGUCAUUUUUGUCCAAUUGGUGUAUGCUUUAUUUCAACUGAUGAAUCUGUCGAAACGUUUAAAACAUUAUUUCGUGGAAUUCAAGUUAGUAUAAAGCUGGGAGUAUUCAGAAAUAACAAUGCUCUAUACAAAGCGGAGCAACUUUCUUAUGUGAUGGCUGAUGGUGCUCCACAUGUGACAAGUGCCAUGCUAGAAUUACCAUCAGCACGACGACUGUGUUGGGCACAUGUUAUACGAAAACGUUGA